AAAAACCCCAAAGCUAAAUAGUGUCCCCCUACUCCUUUGGCGGCUCCUGAAAUUCUCCAACCUCCUCCAGAAACCCUAAUCGGAAAUUUCAAAAAAAAAACUCCGGGCGCUUUUUGUUUUGUUUUUGUAAAUAAAUUUAAAUCGUGAAUAAGGAUGGAGAAUUCUACGGCGAUGAAACCGCAGGAGUUUGCUCUCGUCUCCAUCUCCGAGCUCGGCUCGUCUUCUUCUUCUUCUCCGUCGUCGCCGGCGGUGGCUAUGUUUAGCGCCGGUGAGAACGGUGCUGUGGAGCUUCGGUUUCAGCCGGAGUCUGAGUCGGCCGCUGCUGUCAAUGUCGAUCUUCAAGCUGCGAAGCUAUUCAAGUUAGGGCCGGUGCAGUCUGUAUGCAUAUCUGAAGGCUCUGAUGCUAGUAAAGAGAAAUUGUAUUCGAGCGGCUUAACGAUGCAUUUUAAGAAUGAGGAGGAGAGUGAAGCCUUCCAUUGUGCGUUCGAGCAAUGGAAGAAGUUGCUUGCUGGUGAAGGAAAAUGCUUACCAAAUGGAGAGUUAUCAUCUUCCAAAAGCAAGUUCGAUGAUAAAAUAGAACCAUCGUCUGCUAAAAUGUACUUCCAUUACUAUGGACAAUUGCUACACCAACAAAACAUGCUACAAGAUUAUGUGAGGACAGGAACCUAUUAUGCAGCAGUCAUUGAAAACCGUGCAGAUUUCACAGGUCGGGUGGUGGUUGAUGUCGGAGCUGGUAGUGGGAUUCUGUCAUUAUUUGCUGCUCAGGCUGGUGCGAAGCAUGUUUAUGCAGUGGAAGCAUCUGAAAUGGCAGAAUAUGCACGCAAACUAAUUGCUGGGAACCCUUCUCUGGGUCAAAGGAUAACUGUAAUCAAAGGUAAAGUUGAGGAGGUUGAGUUACCUGAGAAAGCAGAUAUUCUUAUCUCAGAGCCAAUGGGUACAUUGUUAAUUAAUGAAAGAAUGUUGGAGACCUAUGUAAUUGCAAGAGAUCGGUUUCUUCGGCCAAAUGGAAAAAUGUUUCCUGGAGUUGGAAGGAUACACAUGGCACCUUUCAGUGAUGAAUUUUUGUUUGUUGAAAUUGCAAACAAGGCUCUCUUCUGGCAGCAACAAAAUUAUUAUGGUGUUAAUUUGACACCCUUGUAUGGAUCUGCAUUCGAAGGAUAUUUUUCACAGCCUGUUGUAGAUGCUUUUGAUCCGAGAUUAUUGGUGGCUCCGUCCAUGUCUCACUUGAUAGACUUCAGUAGAGUAAAGGAAGAGGACUUGUAUGAAUUUGAUAUACCAUUACGGUUUGUAGCUUCUGUAGGCACUAGAGUGCAUGGAUUAGCAUGCUGGUUCGAUGUCUUAUUUGGUGGGAGCACUGUACAACGGUGGCUUACCACUGCUCCUGGCUCACCAACAACCCAUUGGUACCAAUUACGCUGUGUUCUCUCGCAGCCAAUUUAUGUGAUGGCUGGACAAGAGAUUACUGGGCGACUCCACAUGAUUGCCCACAAUUCUCAAAGUUAUACAAUUUAUCUCACAUUAUCAGCUAAAAUGUGGGGCCCUGGUGCUGAACAAGGGGGUAUCAUUCAGUCAUCGUCUUGUAAGCUCGAUCUUAAAGAGCCUUACUAUAGGAUGUCGCAGCCACAGCCUUAUGCAAUGGCCCAAGAUCAACAACCACAUCAGCAAUUACACUCACAGGAUCUCUAGAAGCAAACAAAAAAUAAAAAAGAAGCAUUACUGCCAGGAUGUACCCAUUGACUCCCUGGAUUUUGAAGACCACGAUUUAAUUCCAGAACCAUUGCCAAGUUCAGGGCCCAAGAUCACACUGGCAGAAUAUAAAUCUAGCGGUCUUUGAAGAAACUUAUGAUAAUGCCUCAUCUGUUUGUAACAUAGAACUCUUUACUUCCAUGUGCUAUGGUUCCAAGUUCGAAGAAGACGUUUCAGUUCAUUGGUGUCCGACUUUCUUACUUAGGGUUUGCCCCCUGUAAAUUAGUUAAUUAUUUGAGUGCCUGUAGCAGAUUUGUGCAAUGUUAUAUUGAUUUAACAAGGUAAUUAAUAAAAAAAAUUAUCGCCAAAUUAAUUUCA
Messenger RNA from Argentina anserina (silverweed cinquefoil), 2064 nucleotides. RefSeq names its product probable histone-arginine methyltransferase 1.3. The transcript is spliced from 15 exons. Lineage: Eukaryota; Viridiplantae; Streptophyta; Magnoliopsida; Rosales; Rosaceae. The record is from RefSeq and is a predicted model, not a curated record. Bases 154 to 1686 code for a protein of 510 amino acids. Gene Ontology annotation, molecular function: protein-arginine N-methyltransferase activity. Gene Ontology annotation, biological process: peptidyl-arginine methylation.